This is a messenger RNA of Amoebophrya sp. A25, 153 nucleotides long. NCBI's taxonomy places the organism in Eukaryota, Dinophyceae, Syndiniales, Amoebophryaceae. The record is from the annotation of a GenBank genome assembly.
CACAAAGAGUAAAACCUCUACUAGCAGCUCGGUAAUGGGUGGGAGUGGUCGUCGUGGGCGUCAAACAGUGCAGGACUUGGGUCCUGGUGAUGCGGUAGGGGUUAUUUCUUCUACGCCGUCAAAACCUGGAAUGAGUGAUGCCCUGGACAACAC